AUGUCACAAAAGCUUCCAACACCUUCGGCAAUUCCUCUCGCCGCAUUCCGUGAGGCGCUCAGGCUAUACCCCUCACUGGUCGAGAACGUGUACAGAUCCAAGUUGAAGAACGACAACAAGAAAGUCACUGAGGCGUUGAAGCGCGAUCGCUGGAGGUUCGACGAGCUGCCCGCCGCUGUUGCUGCUGCUGCUGCGGCCGAGCCCGUCUCUAGCGGUGCUGAUGUUGAUGGUGAAGUUGCGUCAGCGUCCAAGAAGGACAAGAGUAAGACGAAGCAGGUGAAGACGAAGAAGAAUGGAUCUUCCGGUACGCAAGGUGGCGGCGGCGGCGGCGGAGGGCUGACGAAAGAUGAUGUUGAGAGGUUGGUGCAGUGGAAGAUGUGA
Molecule: messenger RNA, 381 nt
Organism: Fonsecaea monophora
Lineage: Eukaryota; Fungi; Ascomycota; Eurotiomycetes; Chaetothyriales; Herpotrichiellaceae
Exons: 1
Coding region: 1-381 (126 amino acids)
Source: RefSeq, a predicted model, not a curated record